CCUUGACCUUCUUUGUAAAUUCUUGGUUCUUUGACUCGUAUAAAAUAUUCCUAAUUUAGACUAUUUUUCAUUGUUAAAUAGAACUGAAUGAGAAAGGAAUCAACAUGGCGGCAGAGUCAAUUGACCUUCAAAACUUCAUGGACGUCAUCACAUCCUACAAAUGCAAGUUCUGUACCUUCACGUGUCAGUUUGCGCAGGGAAUGGCAAGCCAUGUCAAACAUGUUCAUCUCGAGCAAGGAGAUGCUUUGCCAGCAGGACUAGGAUCCCUCAAUGUUGAGAUAAACUCUGUUGCUGCUGCAUUAUCAACUGGCACAGAGCCAGACAGCGCUCAACUUGAACCUCUGCAAGGCAGUGCUUCAAAAGAUGAUGGGUUAGGCCUUGAGAGUCAAGUCCUCCAGGGCCUACAAAGUGCCGAAUCCAAUACUGAGAUUCAUGACAUGUCUAAAGAUACUCCAGAUAUUGCAGCCCAAUAUGCUGAAAUUGUCCAGGAGGCUACUCAGUGUAUGGUUACUGAAGGAGCUAUCACCAACCAGAGUUCCAGUGAAGUGGCUCAAGCUACCGGCUCCCUUGAAGAUGCUGAUGCAAGUGUACAAACAAAAGAAUUGUUUUUGUGUGGUCAGUGUGGGGUAGCAUUUACUUCCAUUGACGAUUGUAAGCAGCAUAUGGUUGAAGAACAUAACGUCAUGUUACCUGCGGAUGUCGAAUCUGAAUCAACCACAAAAGAAGUGGCAACUCACACCGAUGCUUCAACGCAAGUCAUGCCAAAGAAGCGUCUUGGUCGCAAACGCAAAAUCAAGGAUCCUAGUCCUAUGGUGAUGGUCAACCCUGUUUUGAUAAAAUCAGGUGAGGAGGAAACUGAACACGUCGAAACAGAAAACAUUGGAAAAAGACGCAUCCGUGUACCUAAAGCUUUAAAAGAUGAUUACUGCUUGAGCAAACGUGUAAAAAUCAGGAGAAAAACUCGCGAAAUGAACAAACCCUUCGAUUUAAAGUGUAAACACUCUAACUGCUUGGCUCGGUUUCAGUUGUUUUCUAGUCUAAGAAUUCAUGAGGCUUGUCACAACAAUACAGAUCAAGAACUGGGGGGAUUUGUCUGUGUCGAGUGCCACACGCAUUUCUUACAGUGGCGCACAAUGCGUGUUCACUUGUGGAAAAUGCAUAAAAUUGACACAGACUUAUACACGUGUGAAGUUGAAGAUUGCGACUUCAAAACUGACAAAGUUUACAAGUUGAAUCUGCACAAGGAGGUGCACAGCGAGAAACGGCCGUACGCCUGCAAUCAAUGUCCGAAAUCAUUCAAACAGAUAAACCAGUUACGUACACACCAAAUUGUUCAUCUUGGAAAAAGCGCUGACCCGUCCAUUGAUAAAUGGUAUACCAGUAAGAUAUGCGGGAUCUGUAAACGAUCUUUCGUCAAUGUGAAAUGUUUGAAUAAGCAUAUCGAGGCAGUCCACAGCAAGAUUAAGCCAUUCAUUUGUCAGUUCUGUGGCCACACUGCGGCAAGGAAGGCAAUGCUUCAACUCCAUCUUAGGACACAUACUGGAGAGAAACCAUUCAAGUGUGAUCAGUGUUCCUACACGACCGGGGACCACAACUCGUUACGACGUCACCACAUGCGCCACACCGGGCAGAAACCGUACCAAUGUUGUUACUGUGCCUAUGCGUGUAUCCAGGCCAUCUCACUCAAAACACACAUGAAGAACAAACACCCAGGAUCAGAGGGUGUGUUUGCUUGUAAUCAGUGCACUUACAUAUCUGUGAACAAGGCAUCCUUGGAGCAUCACCUGGAGGACCACAAGAAUGGUUUGGUUGACAUCACAGCCAUACGCUCCCACCAGCAAAGGCCUGGUCGAGUUGCGAUUACCCCUGUGGCAUCAACCUCCGCUGGUCAGCAGACUCGUGUGCAGACAUUCACAGUACAGCAAAAUGAACAACAGACUUCCCAGCAAGUGACUGUCAAAGCUCCAGACAUGGACGGAGGAGUCCAGAGCUUCAUCGCCAAUGAUCUCUCCGCUGCACAACUGAUCUAUUCCGCUCUCAGUGCCAUUCAGCAGUCCCAGAAGGACAAGUCAGGUGAACCAAUAUCAGUGGACGGAAUGCAAGCUACGGUCACAGAUAAUUCCACUGAAGGAAGUUCUGGUCACACAAUAACAUUUCACAUUCCGACGGCACAAGGGUCCACUGGGGAUCACCCUGUUUUGCUUCUUCAACAACCUGUGACCCAGGCGGACUCGAAUGUCCAGGAUGCCAUUUCAGUGGCUUAUAAUACAAACAGUAUACAGUCGAGUCUAAACCAAGCGCAGGUCAGUGGAGAGCGUUUAGAAUUUGCUGCGACUCAAAAUGAAGUGUCUGAAAAUGAAGGCCCAGUUCUGUUGAUUGAUCAAGAAACGAAAGGGGAUUCUGGUAUCGUUGCAAUGGGUUCACAAACCGAGGCGGAGGAUUUACUCAAUCAUGCAGCAACGAUGGUAGCGCUUCGAGGCAACCAGGAGAUUGUCUCCCUGGCUGCGGAGACAGCAGAACUCCCAAUGAAAGAUGACGAUGCAGAAAAUGUCAUGGAAACGCAACUAGUUCAGAUUUGUUCUGACAGUGCAAAUAUCAUACAGGGGGCAGACGGGACACAGUUUCUUCAGGUUAUGGCCGCUGAUGGACAGCGUGCAGAGACGUUACUCCAACUUGCACCUAUUGACAGCGGUGGACAUGUUUUACAGACUGUACCAGUAUCGUCAAUAGGUAGAAAUGUUGAGACGUCACAAUAAGACCUAUACGGCUCAAUUUAUAUUCAUGCAUUAUAUGCCAAGAUAAAAUGUUAUGUCAUGUAUUUUCAAGGCAGAAGCCUGACUUUUGAAAGAUUGUGUAAGACUCCACGUUGUGCAUGUAAUCCCCUUAUUUCCCUGAAAAUGCCCUGUCAGAUAAAUUCAUUGUAAGAUCAGUCAUUUGAUAUUUGCUGUAAU
Lineus longissimus is the source of this 2951-nucleotide messenger RNA. RefSeq names its product transcription factor E4F1-like. Gene Ontology annotation, molecular function: chromatin insulator sequence binding. Gene Ontology annotation, cellular component: chromosome. The transcript is spliced from 5 exons. Gene Ontology annotation, biological process: regulation of transcription by RNA polymerase II. The coding region runs from base 105 to 2756 and encodes 883 amino acids. Lineage: Eukaryota; Metazoa; Nemertea; Pilidiophora; Heteronemertea; Lineidae. The record is from RefSeq and is a predicted model, not a curated record.